GGGUAGGAGACGCCUCUUGGUCCUUGGAUCCUCUCUUCCCCCUCCUCACUAGUCACUCCUCACACACUAUAUAAACCCCCCACGGCGACCUCCAUUGUUCCUCCUAGGCAGUAGGCACAUCGCCAUCCAGUUCUAGCUAGCUAGGGGGGAAAUUAAACAACUGGUUCGAAACCAAUCCCUAUAGGCGGCAUAGCCAUCCACAAGGCAAGACAAGAGAUCGUCGUUCGAAAGGCAAUCUAGGUUAUCCGCACCGCAGCAGCCAUGGCCGCCGCCUCUCCACCCCACCAGAACAACCAGCUUCUCCCUGCUCAGGGACUGAAGAUGAUCGUGUACGAGCGCAACGUCGUACGUGAAAUUAGGGUUCUAGACGCGAAGAUCGGUAAACUCGAGCUGCAGCUCAACGACGAGAUGGAGAAGAUCUCCUCCUGCUCGGGCUUGCUGAAGGAGAUCAUAGCCAAGCCACAAGGCUCGACUUGUUCUUGGCUGCGGGCAGAGCUGGACAGGGCCCGCGCCAAACGGGAGAGGGCAUACCACAAGUUCCAGCGCCAGGAGAUGCAGAUCCAGGGGGGCGACGAGGAUGGCGGCGCCCCUAAUCCUCGUGACGCCAGCAACUAGCUACCUUAGAAUUCCAUUGAUUGCCCUUUCGUGUAUGCGAGAGCUAUCACACAUAUCGCUGUUUGUUCUCUUCAUUCCCCAUCGCGUCUUGUUUUAAUUAAUUUUCUCUAGGUGUUGUAUGCUAAAUCGUCGAUCGGAUGCCAUCAGAUCUCAGAAGUUUCCUGCAAUUUUAUACUUGAGUCAUUAUGGUCCCAGCACCUCAAUGCAAGAUUAUCGUUUAAUUUUACUAGGGCAGAUUGUAUUGUAUGCGGCUGACAACUGAUGGUUUCGAUCCAUCGAUCGAGAUUACAGCGCAGAAUAUAGUCGAUCGACAGCUUCGAUGGGCGACGAUCUUGUUUUC
Molecule: messenger RNA, 955 nt
Organism: Zea mays
Lineage: Eukaryota; Viridiplantae; Streptophyta; Magnoliopsida; Poales; Poaceae
Exons: 2
Coding region: 262-615 (117 amino acids)
Source: RefSeq, a predicted model, not a curated record